Aplysia californica (California sea hare) is the source of this 3848-nucleotide messenger RNA. Its product is annotated as dolichyl-phosphate beta-glucosyltransferase. The transcript is spliced from 9 exons. Gene Ontology annotation, cellular component: endoplasmic reticulum membrane. The coding region runs from base 141 to 1148 and encodes 335 amino acids. NCBI's taxonomy places the organism in Eukaryota, Metazoa, Mollusca, Gastropoda, Aplysiida, Aplysiidae. The record is from RefSeq and is a predicted model, not a curated record.
UUAAUUCUAACUUUCUUACGUUUUACCAGCAACUUCCGUUUGUUGGGAUGAUGAAAACUUCAGGCUGGCCUAUGAGUGAGUUCCACCUUAUGGCUUGAUAACCGAAGACAGUUCGAAGUUUUUCCUGCCAGACAGCCGCCAUGCUUCUCACGCUCCAGGGCGUGAUAUUUCUUUUAGCUGCAGUUGCUACUGUUGUUGCAUUUCUCUUCCUGCUCUACGCUUACAUGACCACCAAGGCCUACCCAGUGGUAUCUCGCCAUGACAGCGAAAAGUUUUACUUUGACCCGAGCUCCAAGUCCAAGCGAAUGUUUCCUGACUACAGUGAGAACCCCUCCCUGGACUUGUCUGUCAUUGUCCCAGCUUACAAUGAGGAGCAGAGAUUGCCAGUGAUGAUGGAAGAGACAAUGGAAUAUUUGGAGAAAAGACAGACCGAGAAUCCUUCCUUCAAGUAUGAAGUGAUUAUUGUUGACGAUGGAAGCAAAGAUCAGACAACCGAGAUUGGACUAAAACAGUCUGAGCAGUACGGUGCUGAGAAAGUUCGAGUGCUCACCCUCCAGAGGAAUAGAGGAAAAGGUGGCGCAGUGAGACUGGGAGUGUUGUCCAGCAGGGGGAGGCAAAUCUUGUUUGUGGACGCUGAUGGAGCCAGCAAGUUCAGUGACCUUGACAAGUUGGAAAAGAACAUGGAGGAACAGAAAGAGAAAGCCAAACUCCGGUCAAAGAGCAGGAAGAAAGCAAAGAAUAUGGAAUCAAUGGCUAUUGUGUGUGGUUCUCGGGCCCAUCUGGAGGAGGAUUCUAUAGCCACUAGAUCAAUGUUCCGCACAUUCCUGAUGCUGGGUUUUCACUUUGUUGUGUGGCUGCUGGCGGUGCGUGGAAUCCGAGACACUCAGUGCGGGUUCAAACUGUUCACUCGGGAGGCUGCCAUUCUUCUCUUCUUGAACCUUCAUGUGGAAAGAUGGGCUUUUGAUGUAGAUCUGCUUUACUUAGCACAAUAUUUUGGCAUUCCUGCUGGAGAAGUGGCCAUUGAAUGGCAAGAGAUUGAAGGUACAAAAAUGGUUCCAGUGUGGAGUUGGCUACAGAUGGGCAGGGACAUCCUUUUGAUACGUCUCAGAUAUAGUUUAAGCAUUUGGAAAAUCAAAAGUAAAUUUUGAUAGACAUUCAAAAUAUAUCCCAUUGCCUUAUAUCAUAACAGAUGUUUGGUCUGUCAUGUUUCAUGCAUUAGUUUGUCAAAAUGUGUGACCCUAAAAUGUUUGUUGUUCGUUAAGUUAUUGAUAAAACUGUUGGGGUUUUUUGUAUGCUUUAUCUGUAUAUUUUUGGAAUUGCAAGACUUUGCUUUUCAGCAUAUUUGGCUGCAGAAUCUAUGAAAAAAGGGAGAGUCAAUAGUGGGCAAAGCCGUAGAAAACAUUAUCUAAACGGAAUUGUAGAGAAAUUGUGGGAGAUCUCACUGUGGCAUGUUGUUUUCUCUAUUGUCUUUUGUGUCCAUGGGAUCUUUGUGGUGAAAAAAAAUGUUAUUGCUGGCAGUACCUAUUUCAGUCUGUUUAGACCAUUGCAUCGUAUCGGUUGCUAGUGUCUAAUCUGAGCACAAAUGUUAAAGACAAUGGCCAAUGGCCUUUUUAAAGAGGUACAACAGUUCACGCUCAGAUGUAGGCCUACCUGAAAGUCGCAUAUGAGAGACAAAAUCUAUACCUGUGAUUUCUUUGUUUCCUGUUCCGUGAGCUUAUCUUGUCAUACAUGAUUUGAGUUUUGAAAGCGUGUAUGUGGUGUUGGGAACCUCACAUUAUCUUGCCUUAGGCUUCAUGUAUGUAUGUGGAGGUGGUUGGUGGACGCAAGGGUAUGGUUUGCUCCUUCUUUCCUAUCAAACAUAUAUCAUUUUUAUCUCUCCUCUUUCCUUUCUUUGUAUGUUACUCUCUGGUAACACGUCUAAUCUUUGGCACUUAUACUAGGAUCUAUUUGUGUUGCAAGUGCCAUAAAACAGUUACUAAAACUAAAACUGGAUCUACGAUACUUAUCUGUGCAUAUAUUGAGAGUUCCUGUAAAAGUCAUUCAGCAGUUGAAGGUGCAAGAGGCUGUGUCAUUUGGGAAAAAUCACUGAAUGGUUGUUUUAUUACCAAAUGACUUUACAUUCAUGUGGUAACCCAAAUGUUUAAAGUUGGAAUGACAUUUUAUGUAGUCUAGUUCUUCUUUAGUGUAAUAUGUUGCGUUGAUGGAGGGGACAACACAGAUGCCUCAAGUAACUUGUUUUUAUCUUUUGUUUUUCUUAAAUACUGCUGUGUUUAUUUAUUAGAUUUCUGUUAAUUUACUCAGAUUUUACAUUAUGUUAGAAGUGAGUAAAGUAAAUAAGGAUAAUACUGCUUGUAGUAAAGUUUGAUUGAACAUGUAGAUCCUAAUCUGGUUGUAGACGCAUUGUCCAGAAGUACAGCCAAACUGUUGGGGUUUUUUUUAUCAUAAAGAUAGAAUUCAGUGUGUUUGUGAUAAAAUAAAAAAUAUGUGUGUUCAAAAGACCCUUGUUUGAGAAGUACAUGUACGACUUAUCAUUGCCAAGAAUGUAAAAGAUGUUAGUGUCAGUCAAUUUUAUUACUGUGAUUAUUGCAAGAGGGGGUGAUAAAUCAGUUGGUAUUGUUCACCCUUGUUUUGUUGAGUGUAUAUUUAAAUUAGAUAAAAUUCCAUGUGUUAAUAUGUGUGCCUGUUGGCAGUAUACUUCUGAAUACAAUUGUCUCACUGUGGACCUUGAGGGGGGAAUAAUGGUGUAUCAAUAACUUUGCCGAAAAUAAGAUUUAAUUUGUUCCUACUAACUACUACUUAACAGAGCAAGACUGGUGUGUGUGUGUUGAUCGAAUUAGAUACCUGAAUGUCGCGUUGCAGCUUCUGCGAGCUAUCAGUGUAAGAAGUCUCCUAGAGUCUGCCAGCUUAAUUAGUAUAUUUCUUGAACGAAGGGUUGCAGUUCAGCAAACUGAGAAAGUGAUCAAGAGUUUAAAAAACCUACAAAACAUGUGGAUUAUAAUUAUUAUUUUGUAGAUCCAGUAGUGUGUUGAUAAUGAGCACUCUGGUAUAGUCUGAUUUUUCUUCCACUUUUCUUCACAUCUGCUAUGAGCUGUUCUCCAAAGCUGUUCUUUUAGAUGAAUUGUGGCUAUCAUCUAAUCUUUGCGGACUGUAGUAUAAUACAAACCCUGUCAAUUGCAGCUCUAUAAACUUCUUUUGGGCAGAAAGUCUAGAUUGUUGAGCUUUAAGAAAUCCAAAGAAAACGAUGUUGGCCUUCUAUGUUACAUGACAGUUCUAUCAUUUUCGUAUGAAGCCCAGAAGACUUGAUGCUUUCAUGAGUACCAAUGUUGUUGUUUUUUCUUAUUUGCUUUUUCCAAACUUUUUAAUUGGAUUUUUUGGUCAUUUUUUGCUUCCAUGUCGGGUUUUUUUUUUUGGUCAGUUAUUGCUUCCAUGUCACAAUAUGAACUGUAUCAAGAAGUGUUCAUUGUGUGUUCUGAUGGGGUGGGUGUGUGUUCAUUUUUUGUUCUGAUUGAAGGUUGGAUGUGUGUUCUGGUAGUGAAUGAAGGGGGUUGAUGAGUGUUCAAAUGGUAGGGAAGUUGGUGGAUUUAGGGGUUCCACGAUUUACAGAGUAAUUUGUUCCAUUAAAUCAGUGCGUGAGUGAAAAAUGUGAAUGAAUGUGGGAGAGUUUACUGCGUGUGGUUUUUGUUUAACUUUUGGAUUAAACUGAAUCUAAUAUUUGUUUGCUUUUGAGAGCGCAAUUUGAGGGUGGAUAUUUUGGCUGGUAUGUGCACAGUGCAAAAUAUGUACACAUUUUAGUUAUUUACUUUGGUAUGAAGUUGAAAUGAAUAAAUAAAUCUACGAUAUAUUUCAAC